Molecule: messenger RNA, 1095 nt
Organism: Microthlaspi erraticum
Lineage: Eukaryota; Viridiplantae; Streptophyta; Magnoliopsida; Brassicales; Brassicaceae
Source: the annotation of a GenBank genome assembly
AUGGAAUUCAUCCAGAAAGAAUACUGGAAAAGGGGUUACUCAGAGGUCAUGUCACCAAAUAUAUACAACAUGGAACUAUGGGAAACAUCCGGACAUGCUGCAAACUACAAGGAAAAUAUGUUUACAUUUGAUAUUGAUAAACAAGAAUUCGGGCUCAAACCUAUGAACUGCCCUGGUCACUGCUUGAUGUUCGAAGACGGAGCUCACUCAUAUAAAGAAUUACCCAUAAGACUGGCUGACUUUGGAGUGUUACAUCGAAAUGAGGCAAGUGGAGCUCUUAGUGGGUUGACCCGUGUCCGACGCUUCCAACAGGAUGAUGCACACAUAUUCUGUACAGAGAAACAGGUUAAAGAAGAAGUGAAAGGUGUGUUGGAUUUCGUUGACUAUGUCUACACAAUAUUUGGCUUUACCUAUGAGCUAAAGCUUUCAACGAGGCCAGACAAGUACCUUGGGGAUUUGGAAACAUGGGAUAGAGCUGAAGACUCUCUUAAAGAAGCUCUCUUAGAAUCUGGAAAGCCAUUCGAUGAGAACAAAGGAGACGGUGCAUUUUAUGGCCCAAAGAUAGACAUAACAGUUUCCGAUGCAAUGAAGAGGAAAUUCCAAUGUGCUACUUUACAGCUUGAUUUUCAACUACCGGCUCGCUUCAAACUGGAAUACAAAGCUAAGGAUGAAGGGAAAAAGGAGAGACCAGUGAUGAUACAUAGAGCGGUGUUGGGAUCUGUUGAGCGUAUGUUUGCCAUAUUGUUGGAGCAUUACAAAGGAAAAUGGCCCUUCUGGCUUAGUCCGCGCCAGGCCAUAGUUUGCUCUUACUCAAACAAUAAAGAUAUUCUUGAAUACGCAGAAAAGGUUCAAAAACAAAUUGAUGAAGCUGGGUACUAUGUUGAUGUUGACAAAAGUGACAGACACGUGCGUAAAAAGGUGGCAGAAGCUCAGGCUAAAACGUACAACUACAUACUGGUCGUAGGUCCCAAAGAGGCUACAACCGGCCAGGUGGCUGUUCGGCUCAGAGAGGACCCUCCAGGCAGUAAACCGGUGAUUAUGAGCAUCAACAGUUUGCUGGAUAGAUUCGAGCUCAAGACUGCCAACUUUCUCUAA